AUGGAACAACCUCACGACAACCAUGGAAAGAAUGAUCUGAGCCGGGCUUCUGAUCAAUCCCUCCCACAAACCAGGCCGGAAGACCGUUUUCUAGGAUACGCCCCUUUUGGAGGAUUUACAAACCAAGCGUACACGGACAUGUCCGAUCAAACUCCUUCAAUUGAAACUGACCCAAGCACUGGUUCCGUUGCGAGUUUGGUUUCAGUAGAAAGUCAUGAAAACCAUAAACUCUACUACUCAUUCGAUGAUCUCGACGUGAAAAUCGACCCUUUCAUAUCGUUUGAUAAUCUCCUCAUUCCGGCGGGGCUUGGGUUCAGUCCAAGAGGCAGUUUCCCGGAUGCAAACUCAUACUGUAUGCCACAGUUCGACGACUUUAUGCCCGAUUUCGAUGUCUCUGGAACCAGUUUCGAUACAUUCGAUUAUCCAUCAAUAUUGCUGACAGAGGAUCGGACAGAUGAUCAUCCGAGUAAGAGUUACGACGCAUCUUGUUCCUGGCGUCCAAACUUCUCGUGCCAACCACAAGUAAACACCAUGGGACCAUCAGCCGACCUCGACACUCGCAGACUAGAAGAUAGCACAGGGCCUUCUUAUACGGAAGCCAGCACUGUUUCAGCCAGUCAUGAGCGGCAAUACAUUGUUGAGCUGGCUAGCGAGAUGCAGAGUAAACUCCGCCAUCUUGUCGACUCUGGAGUAUUGCGAUCUUGGAACUCAACAUUGUCGAGUAUAAUCCGAGUCUUUGCAGUCCGCCUUGGCUAUGAGUCGUCGGACCGAAUUAAUCGCGAUACAUUGCGGAUCAUUCAUGAGAAUAGCGGAGAGCUCGUCAUCCAACUGCAAACCAUGAUGGCAAUACCUGAGACUGGCUACAAAAGUAAUAAAAGCGAUGGCGCCACCGAAAGCCAUGAUGAAAUGUCUGUGAAGGACAAAAUGAGUCUCUGGGAGGGACAACAAAACCUCGACCGCACUCCACCUCCCCAUUACACACAACCAGAGGGACAUGGAGGCACGCGAGACCAACUGGAACUUUCCACAGGAGAGAUCAAUCAUGAAGCGAUACUAAAAAGCCAGGCCUUUGAUUGGCUAUUGGAGUAUUUGGAAAGACAAGCUUCAUUGUGGUGGGAUGACAAUGACCUAGGGACUUGUGUACAGGAGGAGAUCCAGCGAAAGAUUCUCAACCUCUUCACAUUCGAGCGUGGCGAGAAGAACCCAUCAAAAAUUCAAAAGAUCAAGUUUCAGCUUCCCGACUGGCCGCUACCAGGCGGCGGAAGCAAAGAACAACUUUCUCCACAUAACGACACCGCGAAAUCUUUGCGACAAGUCACGCUUGAAUCCACAAUUAUCGUUUGUUGCGCAGAUAAGAGUCAGAUGAUGACUAUAAGAGACUAUAUGAAUCAGACAUGGCCAUCAAGUUGGAAGCAGGCCUUCGAUUUACUACAGUUGUGUGCAGAUUUUGGAGAAACACGAAUUCCGGUUGACACGCCUCAAAUCAGUAAGCACACGCAGGGUGUCACUCCAAUCAGACAGGAUGGUUGCUCAUGUGUUGUAGUUGGUCCACCAGGGUGGCCUGAUCUACUAGCUUCGGUAGAAGAUGGAUGCCUUACUAUCACAGUGGAAGGGCAUCCUUACUUCAUAGCUGAGUAUGGCGAACAACUCGCGUGGCUCUCGGCCGCUUUUGCACAGAACAGCCGGGCUGUUUAUCGCAAACCAACCAUAACUCGACCGAGAGAGAUAGGAUUGGAUGAGAACAUAUUAUGUUUCGACAUUGUUGCAGAAGAAGAGCCUCUUCAGUCAUUACCGUCGCAAGCACGGUGGUUGGCCGAAAUUCUAGGACAGGAUUUCGUAGCCAUUAGAGGGUUUCCCAUCCUUCGACGCCCGGAAGAUUUCCUUGGGACGGAGGUCCCAUGGGAUGGCUCAAAAGCUUCUAGGAAAUUCUCUUAG
Messenger RNA from Colletotrichum phormii, 1935 nucleotides. RefSeq lists its product as uncharacterized. NCBI's taxonomy places the organism in Eukaryota, Fungi, Ascomycota, Sordariomycetes, Glomerellales, Glomerellaceae. The coding region runs from base 1 to 1935 and encodes 644 amino acids. The transcript has 2 exons. The record is from RefSeq and is a predicted model, not a curated record.